AUGGAAACUAUCCUUCAAACGGACGUUCGUUCUCCUCGAGAGCUCCUGGCACACCAUGCGCGCCAUCCUCGGCGGGAUACUGCUAAAGUAGUCUUACUAGGCUGCUUAACUCUCCAUCCCUGCGACAAGUAUGGACCUUACACCCCCGCGACUCGGUCCAAAGUGGACUACAGACACGGAACCGAACAGCUCAUUGAGGAUCUGACUCAACCGCGUCCCGAGGAGCUCACGUUGGAAGCGUUCUAUAGAGAAGCACGAGAGCUGAAACUGGAGCAUGAACUAAUGGCGUAUAAGAUUGCCAAAAGAAAUCAGGGGAUUGCUAUACCCUUUUCCUUCGGGGUGUAUGAAUGCAAGUAUCAGCAAGGAGGAGAAUGGAAGAAAUUUGGCUUAUGUCACGUCACUGAAUACGUCGAUCACGAUCAAUCAUUCCUCGAUUACGUGCGGUCUCCUCCAGACUGGGUCCGUACCCUACAAAAGAAAAUUCCGCGUCUCUUGCCGGGGAACAUGUGUGGCGAUUUAUGCAAGCUCUUGAAGCCACCUGGUUCUCCCUUGAAAGGCAUGAUCGACCUCACAGACGUAGUCAUGUACACCGACUAUGGUAAUCCCCAAGCACGUGCCGUUUGGGUGAACCCAACAGUAUUGGACACAACAUUUAUCGCCUCCCCCGCAGAGCCCGCUGUGAACUGGAUAUGGACAAUCACACAAUUCCGGGAGUACUUCAAGGAUCCGAGAGUGGAUGAAGCAUGGAACGGUAAAUCUCUUUGA
This is a messenger RNA of Gloeophyllum trabeum ATCC 11539, 765 nucleotides long. RefSeq lists its product as uncharacterized. The transcript has 4 exons. The record is from RefSeq and is a predicted model, not a curated record. The coding region runs from base 1 to 765 and encodes 254 amino acids. NCBI's taxonomy places the organism in Eukaryota, Fungi, Basidiomycota, Agaricomycetes, Gloeophyllales, Gloeophyllaceae.